UCCCCCAACAUAUCCUCAACCAACACACAACCCGAAUAAUUCAACACUGAUUUGCUAGCGAAGGAGCGAGCGACAGAUGGGAUGCCAAAAACUGAGUCGAUUAUCGUCAUUGGGACUUGUGGAGGGGUUAAGAUCUGAAUAACGGCGAGAUAGCAGGAUCAGAUCAGAGUGAGGAGAGCCGGCAACGAACAGCCCGAAAAGCUGUGUGCUUUCUCUCCAUCAACUUCCCCAAGGGCUGCGCAUGCAGCCUGUGUGUGAGUUAGUGGCACUAGUAUUGUUCUGACUUCACUAGCUACAGUGCCCACUCCUAGAGAGAGAACGCACAACAAAAGACAAGAAAGGAAGGAAGCACGGAGUAACUAACGAAGACGGUUGUCGUUGAAAGUAAUGGUCCUGCGAUACCAAUCUUAGAUUCCAAGAUUUCUCUCUUUUUGUUAUUUUGCCUUGAGUCUUUGUAGCGGUGAGGGGACUCGCCGUGUGGUGUUGCGCCGAGCAGAAGCGGGGCUGUCCACAUGGUCCAGCCACUGGUGUGAAAGUUGACUUCUUCAGAAAACAAGAACAGGUGCCACGUGAUGAUGGUGGAAUCAGCCUCUGAGACCAUUCGAACUACGACCUCCAAUCAGAACGGAGUCAGCAACCUCAGCAGCCAAUUGGAUGGCGGGGGAGGGAGAGAAGGCGGGUCCAACGGAGACAACAAUGGGGAGAUCAGCCCAGUGGACCUACUGCACCUCCAGCAGCAACAGGCCCUCCAGGCAGCCAGACAGUUCCUUCUCCAACAGGCCUCUGGACUCAACUCCCCCAGCAGCAACGAGGUUAAACAGAGCCCUGUGCAGGUGCCAAUGUCCAUGGCUAUGUUGACCCCCCAGAUGAUCAGUCCUCAACAGAUGCAGCAGAUCCUGUCCCCUCCUCAGCUACAGGCCCUGCUGCAACAACAACAGGCCCUUAUGCUUCAGCAGCUACAGGAGUACUAUAAGAAGCAGCAGGAGCAGCUGCAUCUUCAGCUUCUGACUCAGCAGCAGCAGCAGGCUGGGAAGCAGGCAGCCAAAGAGCAGCAGAUAGGUAACAAGCAGUUGGCUUUCCAGCAGCAGCUCAUUCAGAUGCAGCAACUUCAACAGCAGCACAUGAUCAACCUGCAGAGACAAGGCCUGGUCUCCCUACAGCCCACUAACCCCAUGCAGAGCCUGCAGCAAGCCAUGUGUCCUGGGGACCUGCAGCAGCUGUGGAAGGAGGUGUCGGGGGUGCAGUCUGCAGAGGAGGCCCUGAAGCAGCAGCACACUGGAGAGGGUCUGGACCUCAGCACCAACUCUACCUCAACCUCUUUCCCCAAAGCAAACACACACAGCAGCCUGCACAGCCUGCACAAUGGACAGGACAACCACACCCCAAAGAGAGACAGGUACAGAGACAGAGCAAGACUCUUUGAAUGGAUCUCCUCCUUCAGCAAGGCAGACCUCGGAGAUGAACACCUCACGCCUUACUCCAAAGGUGGCCCGCUAUCCAAUAGCCACCACGAGGAGCAUGCAGGUUCCCAUCCUCUCUAUGGCCAUGGAGAGUGUAAAUGGCCUGGCUGCGAGGCGCUAUGUGAUGACAUGGGACAGUUCAUCAAGCAUCUGAACAAUGAACAUGCUCUGGAUGACCGCAGUACAGCCCAGUGCAGGGUACAGAUGCAGGUGGUCCAACAGCUGGAGAUACAGCUGGCCAAGGAGAGUGAGCGGCUGCAGGCCAUGAUGACCCACCUGCACAUGCGCCCAUCGGAGCCAAAGCCUUUCAACCAACCUCUGAACCUGGCAUCCAGUGGCUCCCUGCUGAAGAGGGAGAGCGAGGUGUACCCCGAGGGUCUACCUCACCCCCCCACCUCCGCCACCACCCCCAUCACCCCGCUCCGCCAGGGCCCCUCUGUCAUCAGCUCCUCCAGUCUGCACUCACACUCACACCCGCACGGCGUGGGACCCAUACGCAGGCGCAUCGCAGACAAGUUCUGCACCCCCAUCGCCUCAGGUAUACGAGAGGAGCUGGCACAGAACUGUGAGUUCUAUAAGAACGCUGAUGUCAGACCUCCCUUCACCUACGCCUCUCUCAUACGCCACGCCAUUCUGGAGGCUCCAGACAGGCAGCUGACUCUUAAUGAGAUCUAUAACUGGUUUACACGAAUGUUUGCCUACUUCAGGAGAAACACAGCCACAUGGAAGAAUGCUGUGCGCCACAACCUGAGUCUGCAUAAGUGUUUUGUGAGGGUGGAGAACGUGAAGGGGGCCGUGUGGACGGUGGACGAAGUGGAAUACCAAAAGAGAAGACCACCAAAGAUGACCGGGAGUCCUACUCUGGUGAAGAAUAUGAUUUCAGGCCUGGGCUUCGGUUCCCUAAACGCCAGCUACCAGGCGGCCCUUGCAGAGAGCAGUUUAACUCUACUGAACAGCCAGGGCCUGGUUAACCCCUCAUCUGCCGCCAGCCUCAACAUGCUGCAUGGGAUGGGUCAUGAUGAUGUCAGCUCCACUGUGGAACAGGUCAACAGCAACGGCAGCUGCAGCCCUACACUCAGCCCACAGCAGUAUGGACACCAGGUCCAUGUGAAGGAGGAGCCCACUGAGAUCGAGGAGGACAGCCGCUCCAUGUCGCUCAUGGCAACUGUCACUCAGAACAUGGCAUUGCCUAGCGAUCGCGAUGACCACGAUUUGGAUGAUGAGCUUCCCACCGAGGAGCUGGAGUAGGAUUGGAUGAGCUGAACCAGUGGACGGGACUUUGAGGUUUAAUCCCACCCGCUCCAUUGGAGUGAAGCGAAAUGAUGACCACGUAAAAAAACAAGAUAGAGAUAAAAAAAAAAGAUAAAGAUCAUGAUUUUUAUAAAGCAAGAAACCAACAACAUUGACAAACAGGGUUAGACCUCCAUUACAUACCGACGCAAAAAUAACACUCUGGAGCAUUGCUUUAUUCCCACACAUUUUCACCCACCUCACCCCCUCCUCCUCACCCCCUCCACCCUCACCCGAUGAGCAGCGUAUUGUCAGAGAGACAGCUCUCAGUGGUGAUAUGGAGGGAGGGUCCCCUCUCCUCUCUCCUCUCCCUGUUGAUUCACACAGAUGGUCUGCCCGCCCUACAGUCCUUUAGUGCUGGUAGUUUGAUGUUCACACCACUACAAUAUACAUACAGGUGUGUGAGAGAGAGUGUGGAGAGACACACACAUCAGAUCAUGUGUAUAUAUUGUUUGGAACAGUCACCAGGAGGUGUAUAACUCUCCUCCUCUUCUCCGGUCAUGUUAGUUUCUUUUUCUUUUCUUCUUUUGCCUGAAAGAACUGCUGGGCUUAUAGAUGGAAGGAAGAACAGCGGUUUUCUCAAGGAUUCACCUGCUCACACAUCAGAAACCAAGCUUACAAACCAGUCAGUGAUCCAUAGGUGGGACUGAGACUGGAUUGCAGGAUUCUGCCCUAUGCCCACUCUCUAGCCAUUCUCUGCCCUAUGCCCACUCUCUAGCCAUUCUCUGCCCUAUGCCCACUCUCUAGCCAUUCUCUGCCCUAUGCCCACUCUCUAGCCAUUCUCUGCCCUAUGCCCACUCUCUAGCCAUUCUCUGCCCUAUGCCCACUCUCUAGCCAUUCUCUGUCCUAUGCCCACUCUCUAGCCAUUCUCUGCCCUAUGCCCACUCUCUAGCCAUUCUCUGUCCUAUGCCCACUCUCUAGCCAUUCUCUGCCCUAUGCCCACUCUCUAGCCAUUCUCUGCCCUAUGCCCACUCUCUAGCCAUUCUCUGCCCAAGCCAGACAAGACUCUCUUUACUCAUUAUGACAAACAAAUAAAGAAGACAUUGUUUCCCCCCCAAAAAAGACCCUUUGGUGCUUUACUCCUCCUUCAUGUGUGAGAGUGAUGGGCACAGGGCAACCUGAGAGGGGGAGGAAGGAGAGAUCAUCCACACAGAGAUAUCUGACUAAAAUAGUUUAUUAUGGAAUUUAUUAUGGAAUAGAAAACAUUUUAUAUCCAAAAAGUGGUGGCUUUUUCACUUCCUUCUUUCUUUGAUGUUAUCUUCAUUUAUUUUUUAGGAUUCAUAUUUCCAUGGUGAUAUAAUUCUGUUUCAAAGUGUAUUUUGUAAAAAUUUAGUUUUUAGUUUUUAUUAACUCUGCUUGUUCACACCAUUCCAAACUAGUAUUGGUGGCAAAGAAAGUGCAGUAUUGUCCCAAAAUUCCCUAUACCCCAGCCCACCAUGAAUACCUUUCUGUGUGUCUGGGUUUGCCAGUUUAGAUGGCAGGAGAUUGAGAAUAGCACUUAGAAUCGAGGGCCUCAGCUCCUGAGAACACUCACCAAUAAUCCCAACAUUAUCAUCCAUUUGUAUUAUUCCUUUUUAACUAACUUUCAUUCCUUUUUAUUUUAUCUUCUCGUAGUUAGUUGAGAAACAUCAGCUGUGAUACAAAGCAAUGCUUGAAAAAAUAUAUUAUGGCAGUCAGAGAAUACCUCAUCCCACAAAUUUCUGCCCGGAAGUGUGUGCAAAAUGUUAAAGAAGUAAGGGGGAAUUCUUUGUGUGGGACACCAAAACGUGGCAACUCUGCUCAGUUUCAUUUCAAAGUUCUAUUGUUACUAUAGUUACUGUAUAGAAGCUGUCUGCAAUUCACUGUGUGAGUUGAACUCAAAGGAAUAGCACGUGAGAUUUAAAGUCUUUUGUUUUCAGUGAGCAUAAAAGCAUUACCUUCUCUGCAGUGCCAUACCAAAUUUAAACACGUUAUUUUUUAUGUAUUUUCUGCUUUUUCUCCCAUUUUAUUUUUGUUACAGGUAACCAAAGAAAUGUGUAGAAAACCAAAAACCCUGUAGUUUAUUUUUCCCCUUUUGAGUUUUUCCUCUAAAGAACUGGCCAAAAGACAAUAAACAUCUGACAUUUAAAUGAUUAUUGUAUUAUCGUAACUCUUACGUUGAAUUUGUUCAUGACAGUACUGACCAUUCCAAAAACCAAAGUAUAAAAUGCUAAAUAGAAUUUGGUGAUGUUAAAAUCUUUUUUACAUAUGUUUAACUGGUGCAAAUGACGACUAACAUUAGGCAUGCUAUGGUUGAAGGCCAAAAACAGUAUUAACAAACAACACUUUUGCAGUUCCAUAGAUAAAGAAAGAAAGCACUUAGGAUUUAAAUCUCUAUCUCUCCAUGCUCAGGCUACCUGUGUUUCAAACACAACCCUAUGACAGGCUCUGCUGUAGGCAAGCCUAAGAUGGGAUUCAGGGUUAAAGAUGACUAAUAAUUAUCUUACCCUCAUUAGGCACUUGAACACAACAUUUAUAUACCUGUAUGUGACACUAGAAGCCAGCAAAAAAAGAAGUGGGCUGUUGUCAGUUGUCCAUUAACUGGGAUACCGUGUAAAACAAAAAUACAUUUUUAUUGCACUGUAAUAAUGCAUGUUUUGAUUAAUUUCCUCAACCAAAACAAUAUUUUCAUUGUGAAACUCUAUACAUUCAAACAUCCCUUUGUGCUAUGCAGGAGAAUGUCAUUUUUCUGACCCGGCUCCCGGUUUGAUUGAAUAGGACCAAAAGUCCCAUUGUCUAGCAGUGAACAGUUUACUUAAUGUACUUUCUUUACUCCUCACCUACAGUAUACUCUAGCAGACACAACAGUUUAACAAAUACCAAAAAGGACAGGUGUUAUAAUAAAUAGGAACAAAAUGAUAAUGUUUCGCUCUUAUAAUGUCUUCAUGCUCUCACGUUGCUAUAGAAACACGUUCAUAAUCCCCUAGUCUGUGAGUAGUUGUGAUAGAGACUGCUUGAAGCUGGCUGUCAUUCCAAACAUCACAUCAGUAGACAAACGGAGGGUUUUUCAGAACAGACAUACCAUUAUGACCAUUUGUGAUAUUUACAGCAAAGAGAGAACAACUGACAAAUGACAAAAUCAUACCAAUGUGAAAGGAGCACACCAAGGGACAUGUCAACUUAUGUCUUUUUUCUAAAACAAAAUUUGGGAACAGUUUUGUCAAAUCAACUCUUGCACCAUUUUCUUUGUUUUUUAAUAAAGGAGUCUUUGUAUUGACUUCCUGUGUAAAACAGCACUGUUUCCUGUAGAAGUAGCGUUAUGAUGCUUCACGUCAUCAGACUGAUUUAUAACAAACAAAGUGGGAGAGGGACACCGAGAGUAAAAACCAAAAAUAACACUACCUCCUUUUCAAAAUGGUUCACAAUAAAAGCAAAUGGGAGACUGGAGACCAGAAAUAUGUCUGGUUUAAAAAAAAAAUCUUCCUCAAUAAUAAUAGUGAAAUAUACCAAAACACAGCUUACUGUUAAUACACAUUAAGUGGGGCUGAAAAAGCUUGUCUGGCUAUCUGAACUCCAAAUUCAUGAGCGUGAGCGCAAAAACAAAGAGACGUUACAACAACAUUACACCCCGUUAAAGAUAGACUACCUCUCCUAAAACACCAGAUAACUGGUGCGUUCUCCUAAGAGUGAAGAGUGAAGUGGUCACCAUGUUUAAAAGGUCUACUCUCAGCUGUGUAUUAUUGGCUCUCUCCGUACUGUCCAUUAUCAUAAAACUCUGUGAAAAGCCUCUUAACUGGGUGCUCUAAUUGUAUGCACGCAUAUUUAUGAGCCGGCUUUGCCGGCAGCCAAUGAUAGUCCAGUCGUUAGCUGCGACUCAAUGGGGCAGGAAGCUGGUUGUCAGGAGUGAUGAUGGGCAGAAUGUAUGAGUGCCCUGCACCCGCCAUUGGGCCACACACACACUAGUACACGCCAGCGGCCCACACUACACAUGAAUGGAGAGAACAGCUUUAAGAUGGCAGCGAUAAAGGAAACACACUCACCGGCUGUAGUCAGUGUUCAGUCGAAAGGGCCCUUAGUAUCAGUCAAUAAGCCUCAGAGCUGGGAAUUAAAGCCCUGUGACAUGGAGCUGGCCCUUCACGGCGAAUAGUGGCCCCUGUCACUAGGAGCCGGGCCCCUGUUGGCCCCUUGGUUCAGACAGCUGAGGAGAGGCUCUGAGUAACUGAAGAUACUAUCCAAAGACAAACACAGAGCUUGCUGGGAGACGGACAAUAAUAACAGCUUACAAAGGAAUGAAUGAUUACUACUACUAUUAUUGUUAUGAUCCAAACUCUCACGAAAGAGGCGCUGCUGCAUUCAGUAAAUAUAUGAUGUUUGAAUUCUCAUCCUUUAAGGUACACCUGUUUGCCAAGCUGUUUUAUCAAGAUGUAGAUUGACAUUCGUUGAUGAUGUUGACAGAUCGCCAUAGACACUUCUGUUCCUUCUCUGGUUUGGCUGUUAUGAUGUAUUAUUCUAUAUUAACACUUGGCUUAGCUCUCGAGGGCAUUCUUUACCAUUAUGUCUUUUUGAUUUUCUCUUUUCUUCAUUUAGUUUUUGUAAAGCUUCCAGCUUGGAUUCCUAUACUGUAUUGCUAAUGCUGAAGUGUAUGUAUUUAUCAUAUUAAGUGCUGCAGGUAUCUUUGUUGAAUAGUUAUUCCUUUCUUUUUUUCUCUCGUUUUCUUCAUAAAAACGUCUGGGACGAUGAUUUUUUAAGUGUAUUAUCUCAAAAAAAAUAAAAGAAUUAAAGUUAGAUAAGUGGUUUAGGUAACAGCUGUUUGUAUAUUUAUCUUAGCUAGGUCUAUUUUGAUACCUUUUGUCUCUGUACUGCAUUUUUAAGGAAAGAAAAAGAAAAACAACAGUAAAACAACAAGUUGACUUCGUUAUGUAUUGUUGAUACCUCAGAAGGACUUUUCUCUAAGACAGGACCAAAACCUCAGAAAAAAUGAGAGAAAGAGGAAAAUCAUUGAAGAAAAUAUGUAGCCCCUCUCUUGCUUUUAAAGAUGGACCAAUGUAAAGGUGAUGUUGUGGGUCCUUUAUGUGCCAAUAUGUGUCCUCUGACCCCUGACCACAGUCAUUCCUUUGAUGACCUUUAACUUACAGCGGUCAAUCACUCAAUAGGACAACUGGGCGUGGCCCUCAAUCAAACACCUGAUGGCAUUUGUCCAAUUAGAAUCCUAACCAAAGGUGUUGUGAGUGGCCAUGGCUUACAAGCUAACAGACCACCACAACCAUAACCACAACCGUAACCAAACCAACCCUAGGCACUGAUCUACCACAAGCUACUUCCCAUACCUCAAACCAUUCUUCGCUAUCACCAUCGCUAUCAUCUCUUGGACAAGCACUCUUCCUAUUGGAUCAUUAGUGACUCCAGGGACCUAAUUGGCCCCGCCCCUGCUCUAUGAUUGGACAGCUCUUCGGUGUCAUGUUGAGGAAAAGGGAACGUAAAGGACAGUUGCCCAUGUUAUUAUGAACUUCACAGCCCCCCCAAAAAAUGGAACUACCACUUCAGCUGUCCUCUGGCUGUCCUCUGGUUGUAUCUUAGGAAUGUGUGUACAUUCAGCUGUCCUCUGGUUGUAUCUUAGGAAUGUGUGUACAUUCAGUGACUUUCUGUAACAUUACUUAGUUUCUGUUUACCUCUCUUUUAUCUUUUUAUUUUGUUCUGUUUCUUCAUUUUUUGAAAGUGUGACCCAGGGGAAUUGGUAAAGUAGGAGCAGGCAGUGGUUUUUAAGAUGGUCUAAAAGAGGUUUUAAAAAAGGCGACUUUGCCACCGAGACCUUUGCCCUUUCCCCCUUCCCUGGGUGGCCAUGUAAUGCCAGUCACUGCCCUUUCCCCCUUCCGUGGGUGGCCAUGUAAUGCCAGUCACUGCCCUUUCCCCCUUCCCUGGGUGGCCAUGUAAUGCCAGUCACUGCCCUUUCCCCCUUCCCUGGGUGGCCAUGUAAUGCCAGUCACUGCCCUUUCCCCCUUCCCUGGGUGGCCAUGUAAUGCCAGUCACUGCCCUUUCCCCCUUCCCUGGGUGGCCAUGUAAUGCCAGUCACUGUCCUUUCCUCAUGCUGUAUAAAACACACAUAUAUCUGUGUAUUUGUAACCUGAAUCUUCUUGUGUCUGUCCAUGCAGACAAUAAAACAACUGUACAGUAGGUCUAGUUGCAUGUAAUCUGUACUAAUUAUUGACAAUGGCAUUAUAAAAUGCAAUAAAAUACUUAUUACACUGUC
This is a messenger RNA of Oncorhynchus mykiss (rainbow trout), 8955 nucleotides long. It is a transcript of the gene foxp4, whose product is annotated as forkhead box P4. NCBI's taxonomy places the organism in Eukaryota, Metazoa, Chordata, Actinopteri, Salmoniformes, Salmonidae. Gene Ontology annotation, cellular component: nucleus. The record is from RefSeq and is a predicted model, not a curated record. Gene Ontology annotation, biological process: regulation of transcription by RNA polymerase II. Gene Ontology annotation, molecular function: DNA-binding transcription repressor activity, RNA polymerase II-specific; RNA polymerase II cis-regulatory region sequence-specific DNA binding.